Molecule: messenger RNA, 3021 nt
Organism: Oncorhynchus masou masou (cherry salmon)
Lineage: Eukaryota; Metazoa; Chordata; Actinopteri; Salmoniformes; Salmonidae
Gene: bgnb
Product: biglycan b
Exons: 8
Coding region: 283-1398 (371 amino acids)
Molecular function (GO): protein binding
Source: RefSeq, a predicted model, not a curated record
CUACCCCCCCAUCUUUCAGUCAAUUCCUUGCUUCUGGAGCGAGUUGACUGUUCCGACACCGUUGGCACUCACGGGCUGGGUCACUAGAAUCGCUGUCUGAUAGGGGCAAGGACAAUAGGCUACAUACAUUCAUAAAUGUCAUGACAAUUAUCAGUUUGACUUUUCUCUCAAGAAAAAACGACGCACUGACAUCCUAAAUAAGGAGAAAAUCUCAGACCAUCCAAUUGAGUUGGAGAUUAUAGAUUCAUUUUUGAACUGAAGGUGUGUGUGUAUAGUCCCGUGAUGUUGGCCCACUCUUCUCUCCUGUUGCUGCUGUGUCUCGCGCGGCUGCCCACCCCCUUGUCGGCCCUGCCCUUUGAGCAGAGGGGAUUCUGGGACUUUGCGAUGGACAGCGAUGUGGGAGGGAUGAUGUCAAUGAUGAGAGAUGAAGAGGAAGGCUCGGCAAUAGAGGAGCUGCCCCCCCCUGAUCUGCCCUCAUGCCCCUUCGGGUGCCAGUGCCAACGCAGAGUGGUGCAAUGCUCCGAUCUUGGUUUGACUGAAGUGCCUAAGGGCAUUCCCGCUGACACCAAACUCUUGGACCUGCAGAACAACCGCAUCACUGAGCUGAAGGAGAACGACUUCAAAGGCCUUGGCAACCUCUACGCCCUGUCCCUGGUGAAUAAUAAGAUCAGCAAGGUCCACCCCAAGGCCUUUGUUCCCCUGAAACACAUGCAGAAGCUCUACUUCUCCAGAAACCUCCUGACUGGAGUCCCCAAGAACCUGCCCUCCUCUCUGGUGGAGCUGAGGAUCCAUGAGAACCGCAUCAAGAAGGUCCAUGAGGGGGCCUUCUCUGAACUGGGCAGCAUGAACUGCAUAGAAAUGGGAGGGAACCCCAUCCAAAACAGUGGGUUUGAGCCAGGAGCCUUCAAGGGACUGAAACUGAACUACCUGCGUAUCUCUGAGGCCCAACUCACUGGAGUACCCAAAGACCUGCCAGACAGUCUCCAUGAGCUCCAUCUGGACCACAACCAGAUACAGGCCAUCGAGCUGGAGGACCUGAGCCGCUACAAACACUUGUACAGGUUGGGUCUGGGCUUUAACCACAUUCGUAUGAUAGAGAAUGGCAGUCUAGCUUUCGUCCCCCGCCUGAGAGAGUUACACCUGGAGAACAACAGACUCACAGCAAUCCCCAAGGGUCUGCCUGACAUGAAGUACCUACAGGUGGUCUACCUCCAUUCCAACAGCAUCAGCAAGGUGGGAGUGGAUGACUUCUGCCCAAGAGGCUUUGGGAUGAAGAGGUCGUUCUAUAAUGGCAUCAGCCUCUACUCUAACCCUGUCAACUACUGGGAGGUCCAACCCGCUGCCUUCCGCUGUGUCAGUGACCGUCUGGCCAUCCAGUUUGGCAACUACAAGAAAUAAGCACAGGGAGAAAGUGAUAGAGAGGAUUGAAGGAGGAGUGCGAGAAGAGGACUGGGGAGAGGAGGAGGUUGAGGAGAGAAGGAGGCAGAGACCAGAAUUGGGGAAAGGAGAUGAGUAAAAUUGCCCUGACCAAAUUUAAAUCUGUAUUCAAUAGAGAGAACGAGAGAUGGUGAGGACAGAUGAGAGAAAAGAAACAAUAGAGUUUUCUAAUUUCUAAUUGUUUUCUAAUUCCAACUAUAAAGAUUCUGUAUUCUAAUUCCGGUUCCAACCAUAGAGAUCCUGUAUUCUAAUUCAUGAUUCUAACCAUAGAGAUCCUGUAUUCUAAUUCCAGUUCUAACCGUAGAGAUCCUGUAUUCUAAUUCCAGAUUCUAACCAUAGAGAUCCUGUAUUCUAAUUCCAGAUUCUAACUAUAUAGAUCCUGUAUUCUAAUUCCUAAUUGUAGGAGAGAAACAUACAGUGUGAGGGGAAUAGAAAGGGAAGGAUGUGCUUGCCCUAUCCACAUUUCAAUAUAUGUCUUUUUUUUAAACCAUGCUUUAAAUAAUCAGGUAUUAAAGCCUGAAAACAGGGUCAAUAUAAAUAAAUAAAUACUAUUGUGUUUGUGUCAAAUUAAUCAGUACUCAGAAAUAUAUUUUUUUGAGGAUGUUUUUUUUCCCAACCAAAUUGCAAAGAUGAGAUAUAUGAUAAGAAAUAUUUUGAAGCAUUUCCUUCGAUAUUGUUUUUAUUACAAGAUAGCUUUAUUUGUUAUUAUUACAAUUUUUGUGUUAUUAUAAUUUUGGUGAAGAUACAUUACAGGUAAAAUAUAGAAAAGCAAUGCCUGUUUAUAGAUGAUCAUAUAAGAGGUGCUCUUUUUACAUAUGUUUGUUGUGUGUCUAUUUGGGAGUCACAUUUGAACCUUCCUUCUAUUGCUAACAUCAGACUUAUCAGGUGCUAACUUGGAUGCCAUAAUCAAUUUGUACUGUAUGUCAUAAGCAAACCCAACCUAUGGAAAGAAAAAGUUUAAGGUUGGAGUCAAUUCCACUAUUUCAAAUCAGAUUCCAAAACGGAAGUUGUCAGUUCCAAUACAUCACAAAUCCAAACAAAAACAUAUAUUUCUAAUUCCUUUGAUUUGAUACCGCUGAAUUACCAUCACAAGUGGAACUGACCUCAACCUGGAGAUGUCAGUCUUAAUUAGGUAGGCUACUCCCCAGGGGAAACUGCCCUGGGUCCGAUUCUUCCUGGGUGCCAUUUUGUGUCCAUCCCCACUUCAGCAAUAGGUCUCCUGAGUGUAUACAGUGACAGUACAAUAAGGGGUGAACCACCAGAGUGGGACUUGAACCAGCAACCCUGCAGAACCAGACCCCUUGGCAGAGGCUGCAGCCAGGGAGGUUAUAAUAGCAGUGUUUGAUGGAUUGUUUUGCACAGUAUCUCUGUAAUGCUUUCUAUGCUGGGUUUCCUCUGGGUAUUUAGUCUGUGUAAAUGAUAGAUGUAGUUGCCUUCGUUCUUAAUGCCUUUUCUAUACUCUGCCAAGCUACCGCUGCAUGUAAGAAUAAAGAUCUUUUUCAGCCUGAUGAUAGCAGAGAGAACGUGUGAUGGUAUGGUGGUGGAAAGAAGCUGUGUGAGAAAUAAAAGACAACUACAACAUUG